Messenger RNA from Lactuca sativa (garden lettuce), 471 nucleotides. RefSeq lists its product as uncharacterized. Lineage: Eukaryota; Viridiplantae; Streptophyta; Magnoliopsida; Asterales; Asteraceae. The record is from RefSeq and is a predicted model, not a curated record.
AUGUCAUAUUCUUCAUCUUCUGAAGAAUUUCAAACUAUUUUUGAUACCGCUAUUGCGUGUGUUCAAAUGGUGGAACAAACAUACAUCGUUGUAUGUAACAACGCAGCUGCAAGUUCUCAACGGAGAACACGAAGAUAUAUUUGCAGAAAACAUGAAGAAGCCAACCAACGUUUGGUGCAAGACUAUUUUGCAGAGAAUGCCAUUUAUCAAGGGUAUUAUUUUCAUAGGCGCUUCAGAAUGUUCAAAGGUUUAUUCGAACGUAUAGUUGAAGAUGUAACAAGGGAGUGCAAUUUUUUCCAACAACGCUACGAUGCUAGAGGUACACCCGGUUUCACUCCCUUACAAAAAUGCACGGCCGCACUUCGUCAGUUAGCAUAUGGCAUUCCGCCUGAUGCGUUAGACGAAAGUUUUAGGAUGUCUGCUAGGAUCGCACGAGAUGGUCUCCAUUUUUUCUGCAAAACUGUGAUUUAG